AUGGAUGCUGCUCCCGAUCCAAGCGGCGACGAAGGGGGCCCAGGUCCUAAUCAAGGUUUUGUGCAAGAGGCAGCACACUUAGCUCCCGAAGGACGUCAAGAUAGACUUCUGUAUCUCACCUGCCAUGUUGUGAUGCAUGGUACCGCUACGGAAGAGCCAAGGAGGAUGCUCAUGUUGAUAGAGGUGGUCACUGGAAGACAGGCAGAUAUAAGUGUCUCAGAAAUAUACGGGUUCCUGAGAGAGCUGGAGGCUGAUCUGCAUUUGAGAAACUAUGUGUUCUGUAGCUCUUGCUGCCGAACACUUUCCGGGAAACGGAUUCGUCCGAAACGAUCAAGGUCGCAGCGCAGGGCAGUCCUAUCACCUCUUGAUAGUCGUUCACAGCUGAUGACCGUGCUCACUAAACAUUUGUCCCUCUUAAUCAGCAUUCAUCGGCGCUUGCAUGACCAUCGGCUAACCAUUGCGACUGAUGGAUUCAUACCGGCUCGGCUCAGCAGGCAGGAACUAUGGCCACUCUACAAGACGGUCGACGAUCUAUCGUCAAAAUUGGGUAGCAGUUAUCUCAAUGAAAUCUUAGCGGGUGUCCUUUGGACAUCUAAAACUCCUCAGGAAGAGCUAUGGGAAGUACGUGACGGAGCUGCCGGAGACAUAUGGAGCAUUGGUUUACGCCUCUCCCAUGCUGUUGUAGACUACCAGGGACUCAAAGAUAUAUUUGGAUUACCUCGCUGGACUUCCCGCUUCGGCUGCCACAAGUGCCUCUUUCCCGGUAAUCAUGAAGGAAGCAAACUAAAGUGGUACUGCUCCGAUCCUCUUGCUUUCGAGAGAAGAUCUAGUGCAACUAUACGUGAAGAUGCAGAGUUACAUAGAAAUGGACUUAGGAGCAAAGCUUCCGCUAUUUUAUUCACUCCCGCGCAGUGCUGCGCGGAUGCGCUCCACGUAAUCAGCGAAGGAGUCACGCAAAAUCGUCUGAGAGAUCUGCUUCCUCGAUCUUCAAAAAUAAGCGUAAUGAAACUCAGUGGAGAAGCAAUUUCUGAACUGAAUACAGCUUUAAUCAGUACAAGGAACUACACAUACUCUUCAAAAUUUGUCCUUUGUCUCGAAGAUCUACCAUCAAUGACUGGAGCUGAAGUAGAUAUGUUCGCAAACGCUCUGUUCCCGCUAAUCGGAGCAGUGAUAUUGUGCCCUUCUGCUUUAUGUGCCGCCUCCAUCGUCGGUUAUGGGUUUUGCUUAAAAGAACUUCAGUUUCCGGGAGUAGAUUCCCUCAGUUCUUUACCUCUCAAUUCUCACUUGACUGAUUUCUGCAAGUAA
Messenger RNA from Cylicocyclus nassatus, 1305 nucleotides. Lineage: Eukaryota; Metazoa; Nematoda; Chromadorea; Rhabditida; Strongylidae. The record is from the annotation of a GenBank genome assembly.